This is a messenger RNA of Clonostachys byssicola, 393 nucleotides long. Lineage: Eukaryota; Fungi; Ascomycota; Sordariomycetes; Hypocreales; Bionectriaceae. The record is from the annotation of a GenBank genome assembly.
AUGGCCAUUCGAACAGCAGUCAUCCUCUCCUUGAUCGGGAGCGCUUUUGCUCAGAUCAGCAAGUCUUGCGUGGAUAUCGCUCUUGACUCUGCCACCAACGUGCUGUCAGCCAAGUGUACGCCCGCCGACCACUCAGCUGCCGUUCCGACAUCCUUGGAUCUUAACCUUUGCAUCGGCUACGACGGUACUCAGCUCACGGCCACUCGUCCAGGUAACUUUGGCACAAGCUGUAGCGGCUGUUCUCUUUACACGGGCCCAGACCCAUGGUACCUGACUGAGGUCUACUGGAUCAGCUGCACCUGCACCGGUCAGAGCGCUGCGUCGACUAUUAACCUCGAGGUCGCAAGUGCGCAUCAGUAUAUAACCAACAACAAUGGAAAGCUCACCUGCUAA